AUGGAGGCACUAUCCGGAAUCGAAGCAGACAUCGAAUCGUUUUUCAACGAACAGGAUCAACAGAGACCAUCAUCAGACGGCUGCAAACAGGUUCCGUGGUUGAAUUGGGAAGAGUGGGACUUCGUCAGAGAAUCUCUCUUCUCUUCUUCUACUGAUAGAGCUUCUUCUGCUUUGGAAAGGGUUGCAACAUGGAGAAGUAGAGGAUCACUUCCAGCGCCUGUGGAUGUUACUGCUUCCCUUAUUGAAAUUCAACUCAAAGAUGGCUUUAUUCCUAGAGAAAAACAACCAGCAGAUGCAUUGUAUUCAGAGCAUUUACUGCAAAUGCUAUACUGUAUGGGAAUACUCAGGCUUGUGAACUGUGUCAUUGAAAGGACAAGGAGGAGAGCAGAUGUUUCAAUUGCGGAUGCAGCUAAAGCAAUCGGUAUACCUCGUAAAUUGAUCGAUCUCCGUCAUGAGGGUUCUCACCGUGAGCUCCCUGCGCUCUCGGUGCUUCGGGAUGCUACAGAUGAGGCACUUGAAUGGUUGAAAUCUUAUUACUGGGAGCCUCAGAUGUACCAAAUCCCCUUGAAGAGAGAUGGGACGGCUAGCAUCAGAAGAGAAGUCAAAUCCAAACUCCGGAAACUUGCUCUCUGCUUGCGGCUCAAGCGCAAUCCUCAAUUUGACUCCCCUAUGAUCAAAGAAAAAUGUUCUAAAAAAAGGAUAAGGAAGAUUGUAAGCAGCCUGGUUGAGUUAUACCCUUCUUUCUCCGCAGAAAUUACAUCUGUGCUGCUUGAAUUCUUACUCAAGGCCAUGGAUUCUUCUAAGUCGGCAGAACUUCAGGAUCAGUCUGCCCAAGAUUCCAAGGUCGUACUAGAAGAAGAAUGGAAAACUGUAAUCGUGGAAUUCUCAAAUAGAGAACCCGAGUUACUUUUGAUUCUACUCAAGGCAGUCCUUGAUGUGAUCGAAAAUAAUGAACGGAGAAGAUAUGAAACUGAUGUGCAUCUUACGGAAAAGUCAGCUGAAGAGGCUUCUCAAGUUAAGCAUGUCCCUUUGCUGUUUGCAUGGCUUGUGACUGUUCUCAAUGACUCUAAGCAUUUUCAAAGAAACAGUGCUCUACAAGUAAAAUCUUCAGAUAUGUUCCUUAUGGAACUUAUACGUAAAUGUCUGGUCUUGGGAGCCUUAGGAUACGUGCUGGUUUUGAAAUCAGCACUCCUACUCGGGGAGAUUGUAGGAGGCCAUGUCUUGAGAAAGAAGCUCAUGAAACUUCCCGUCAUGCAUAGUAGUAUUUCAUUGGAACAGAGUUCUACUCUUGUAACCACUCCUACGACUCUCCUUGAGCAAGAGAAGAAUCUCGGUAGUGUCGGCAAGAGACUCGACUUUAUCAAAGUUCAACUCUCAAAGAAGAAAGGUAAUGACACAGAGCAAACCAAUAUCAGAUGGAGAAAGGCGAAAAUGUGGAGCCCCUGUCCAAUUGGUAUGUUGCCACGGAUCAUCGGAUCUUCUGGACGUUUACCUCUUCUUGACUGUCAGAAUGUUCAGAGCAUCUCAAAACAGCCACAGGGUAACAAGAGAGGAGCCGAGUGCAGUAGUGAGCAAUUGGAGAAGUCGACAUGCAAGCGAAGGAAGAACGCAGAAGAUCCUGAACCAAAUGCUGUGGCAUUGGAAAGAUACGAGGAAGAAGCUGAGAUGGAUAUAGAACAUGCAUAUGAGGAUAUUGAAACUGAAGGAGAAGAAGAGAAUCUGAUGUUGAAGGACGAAGAGGAAAGCAGAAGCUGCCUUAUGAUAGGUGGUGAAUGGAAAAGAGUUCAAGAUGGAGAGCUUUGGGCAAUGGCUUCUAAUAUUAAAAUUUGUGUUUGA
Molecule: messenger RNA, 1836 nt
Organism: Arabis nemorensis
Lineage: Eukaryota; Viridiplantae; Streptophyta; Magnoliopsida; Brassicales; Brassicaceae
Source: the annotation of a GenBank genome assembly